AUCUUCGCUAGCCAGUCAGCUAGCAGAUUCUUACUGUGCAGUCAUCAUAUACCAUAUGCUCUGCUGGGCACUGGGGGUACAGUGGUAAGUGAGACAGGGAAACAGGCCCACCCUCCUAUCUGAUGGGGAAGGUAGGCAUUAAAUGACUACAAAUAAUUAAGUAAAUUACAAGAGUGGAAGAGAUGCUUCAGGGAGAGUCCGAGGACAUUAUUGGAUGCUAUAUUGGGAGACCCUACUGUGUGAGGGUAAAGGAAGUUGAAGUUAACCUUACAGAGGUGAAGUUUAGGGUAAGAUCUGAAGGGUGAGUUGGAUUAGCCAGAAGAAGAGGGGGUGGAGGGCCUUCCUGGCAGAGAAACAGCCCUUGGGACAACUCUAAAUUAGGUGGAGGAGAGUGUGAGUGAUCCAGGACCAGAAAUGUCUGGUGGCACCAGUUGAGGGUGUGGAGAGGGGCCACAUCACGUGCAGCCUGGUACCCAGGCAACAGAAUGCACACUUAGUCACAGGGCAGGAGGAAGACGUUGAAAGAUUUUUAUCAAGGGAGUGACAUGAUCAGAUUUGCCUUUAACUUUCAUUUCCACUUGGGUUGCUGUGUGGAGUAGUGUCCAGAGGUGGGAGAGAAGGCCAUCCAGGCAGACCAGUAAGGUGGCUACAGCAAUUGUCCAGUUGCAGAGGAGAGUGGUCACUUAUGGUCAGAGGAGCAGCCUGCUCAGCCUCUCCAGGUGGGGUCUGUGUACAUGAGUGAGGAGGAGCCUUCACGUGGCCCGAUGGGCCAAGACACAUCCGCAGAAGAGGCUGACGCAGUGCUGGGGCUGGACACCGAUGGUGACCACAUGGCGAUGUUGUCUGUGAUUCCCGGGGAGGCCGAGGACAAACUGAGCUCAGAGCCCAGUGGCGGAACCUGCAGGGCUGGAGGGGAGGAGGACUCGCGGUGCAGCCUUGGAGAGAGCGUCUUCUCUCUGGACAGCGCUGGGGCAGGCUUCCCUGAGAGAGAGGAGGAGUAUUACACAGAGCCGGAGGGGGCGGAAUCGGACCCAGCCCCACCAGAGGACUCCAAUAACACCGAAAGUCUGAAGUCCCCAAAGGUGAACUGCGAGGAGAGAAAUGUGACGGGAUUAGAAAAUUUCACCCUGAAAAUUUUAAAUAUGUCACAGGACCUUAUGGAUUUUCUAAACCCAAAUGGUAGUGACUGCACACUAGUCCUCUUUUACACCCCUUGGUGCCGCUUUUCUGCCAGUUUGGCCCCUCAUUUUAAUUCUCUGCCCCGGGCAUUUCCAGCUCUUCAUUUUUUGGCCUUGGAUGCAUCUCAGCACAGCAGCCUUUCUACCAGGUUUGGCACUGUAGCUGUUCCUAACAUCUUGUUAUUUCAAGGAGCUAAACCAAUGGCUAGAUUUAAUCAUACAGACAGAACAUUGGAAACGCUGAAAAUCUUCAUUUUUAACCAGACAGGUAUAGAAGCCAAGAAAAAUGUGGUAGUCACUCAAGCUGAUCGAAUAGGCCCUCUUCCCAGCACUCUGAUGAAAAGUGUGGACUGGUUGCUUGUAUUUUCCUUAUUCUUUUUAAUUAGUUUUAUUAUGUAUGCUACCAUUCGAACUGAGAGUAUUCGGUGGCUGAUUCCAGGACAAGAGCAGGAACACGCAGAGCAGUGAUGGACUGAAAGGAGUCGGAAAGAGGGAUUUCAGUCCUUCAUUUCAGAAAAUACUGCAGUUUCAUGCAUUUUCUCCAGUGAAGUGUUGACUUACAACGUCAGUCAGAUUAAAAGAAUCAUGCAUUUGAGCUGCUGAAUGUGUAAAAACAUUAUAAACUGGUGUUUUAACUAGUAUUGCAAUAAGCAAAUGCGAAAAUAUUCCAUAGAACUUCCCAUUCUUGUCUUUACUACUGGAACAGAAUCCGGUGUUUUAGGGGAGUCAUCCAGGUGCAAUGUGAAGAUGCGUUCUGCUGGAAUAGUGAGUAGAAUGGCAACAUGCUGACUUUAUAGAAGGCAGAAAUAGGACUUCCAGAUUCUAGUUUUAGAGUACUCUGGAUUCCAUAUCUAUGUCUAAGAGGUUGGUUUUCUGUUCAUUUGCAAUUUCUCUCUCUGAGUCUGUAAGCAGGAAAGUGUUCUGUUGUGGGAAGAAUAACUAGAAUUGAUAAAUGUGACCUUACAAGUAGCAACUGAUGGGAAAAUAAAAAAGUCAAAUACUUUGGUGUUUGUAAUCUCCAGUUUCACUGAAGGCAUUUGCAGUGGUUUAAGAAGUUGUUUCUGGGUAAGGCAGAUGUUAGGAGAAAGUAAAUGUUACCAUCAUAACUAAAGCUUAUUUAGUAUCAGUUCUAUACUAAAGCGUAACUUAAAUUUUAGUCAUAGUUCUCUAACCAGCAUGCAUUAAUUGAAACUUAAAAUAUUCCUUAGCACUGUGCUAGGUUUAGUGAGAGCUAAAAGAAAUAUAAAAUAUUGUUCUUGCCUACAAGUUGACUCUAAUUUAGUUUAGGACACAUGUAGGACAGAGACAAUAGUAAUUCAUACAUACUUUUUGAAAAGCUGUUUCUAAAAGAUCUUUUAAAUUCAGAUAGAAGACAUAUGACUACAUAAUAAUGUUGCUUUUAUACUGAUUGUUUCCAGUGUUUUGGAUAGAAUAGUUCAUUUCAUAAGGCACCCUAAAUUCUAUGGAAAUAGGACCUUAAAUGAGUCUCCUUCUCAGAGUGUUUUAUUGGAUAGGAGUUUACAACUUUAUGUGUCAUGUUGUGGACGGCUGUGGCUGGAAUACUCACUGGCGGGAGGGGACCAUGGCUCACAACAGUACCAUUAUUUCCAUUUUACAGAUGAACAAAGUGAGGCAUAGACAGGUUAAAUAACUUGCCUAGGUUACACGCAUAGUAAAAGUUGAUGAAGAUGGGAUUUUGAAACUUCACAUGUAUCUAUACUUACAAGAAAAAAAAACCCUCCAGUAAUUCCAUCUCUUAUAAUAAUAACUAACAUUUGAGUAUUACUAUGUGUGUGCCAGGUACUGUUUUAAAUGCUUUACAUAUAGUUUUUCAUGAACUGGUACUAUAGCCCUGAGAUUGACACUACUAUUAAAUAUCUCAUUUUACAGAAGAGUAAAUGAGGCCCCAAAUAACUUGUUCUUGGUAAUGCAGCUUCCGGUAGUGGGAUCCAGCUUCAAACCUAAGCAUUCUGACUCUGGAGCCCCUAUGUGGGAUGGUACCCUGCUCUGCUUCUAUGCCUGAGUGACCAUUGUAUGUAUUUCCCUCUAGUCUUCCUGCUGUUUCCCAUAAUUGUAGUUAUAAUUAGCACCUUGGGUUUUUUUGCUUAAUAAAUGAUAAAUAUUU
Molecule: messenger RNA, 3303 nt
Organism: Equus caballus (horse)
Lineage: Eukaryota; Metazoa; Chordata; Mammalia; Perissodactyla; Equidae
Gene: TXNDC15
Product: thioredoxin domain containing 15
Biological process (GO): cilium assembly
Cellular component (GO): cilium
Source: RefSeq, a predicted model, not a curated record